AAGCAUACGCCAAUUGGGAGGAGAUUUGCUAUCUGUAGGGAUGUUGUAGGAUCUCACAGAUCCACCUGAGGAUCCCCCAGAAUUCCCAGGAAUGUCUCCACCUUAAGCUGGCAACCCUGCUCUGAAGCAAGCCAAGCCACGCGGCACCUGUGGCAUUCCAAGCCAACACUUCAGGGCCAUCUCACUCCAUGGUGUCAGCAAUGGGCAGCCGUGCAGGAGGAACAGCUGGUUGCCAAUCUCCAGGGUGACAUCAACUGGAAAUUCCGUUGCUUUUUCUUGCUCAAUCCCUUCCAGCUGUGAUAUAAAGGAGGCCAGGAUGCCUGGAGCAGCUAUCAUUCAUCAGCACAGCCUCCAAGAGAACCUGGUUCCAGUCCAGCUCCUGCUGUUCCACUCCACCCACCAUGAACAUGAACGUCAACGCAAGUGCCUGCGCACUGGUACUCAUGCUUCUUCUCGCUCUGGGCUCCCAGACCUUCUCCGCUCCAGUGGGAGCUGAUCCUCCAACGUCCUGCUGCUUCAGCUACACGACAAAGAAAAUCCCACGCAAUUUGCUGACGUCGUACUAUGAAACCAGCAGCAGGUGUUCUCAGCCAGCUGUGGUGUUCAUUACAAAGAAAGGUCGGGAGAUCUGUGCCAACCCCAAGGAGGGAUGGGUCCAAGAUCACGUGACUUUCUUGGAACUCAACUGAGCAGAGCUGGAAUAGAAUCAUUUCCUGUUGGAGCCAAAGGCCAUCGUGCUCCCCCAUGAUAUCCUGUCAAGUCAAACAAAAAAUAUUACCUUUGAGUCUUCAUUGCCAUUUUCCGUUGUGUGUAUGUGGGGGGGGGGGGGCGGUAUAGUUACAUAUUGACCAACUCAGGGAUUUGUGAUGAUAAUUUAAGUUGUUUUGCCCAAGCUGAGGCUAUUAUUCCUGUUAAUUAUUUUAUUUAUAAGUGAGCAGCCUUUUAAAUAUAUUUUUGUAUGUAUUUAUAUGUGUGUGUGUGUUUUGUAAAAUGUAAAAAAAAUAGAAAAUAGGAUUCUCCACAAUAAAUAUAUAUAUAUUUUUACAAUA
This is a messenger RNA of Heteronotia binoei (common prickly gecko), 1049 nucleotides long. Its product is annotated as C-C motif chemokine 4-like. Gene Ontology annotation, cellular component: extracellular region. The transcript is spliced from 5 exons. Gene Ontology annotation, molecular function: CCR chemokine receptor binding; chemokine activity. Gene Ontology annotation, biological process: positive regulation of GTPase activity; positive regulation of ERK1 and ERK2 cascade; monocyte chemotaxis. The record is from RefSeq and is a predicted model, not a curated record. NCBI's taxonomy places the organism in Eukaryota, Metazoa, Chordata, Lepidosauria, Squamata, Gekkonidae. Bases 402 to 689 code for a protein of 95 amino acids.